AUGCCAACACGUGGCGACUACUUUGUCCAAGGACGAAAUUCUACAGCUAUAUUAGAGGUUAUGGAACGUGAGCUUCUAGACUUCAAGCAAAAGCUAUGUGAGCUGUCUACUGGAAUUCAAGAAAAAAGAAGCACUGUCCUUCAGCUAUGCAACCGCGCAAAUGCAAUCCGUCUUGCAGGCAUUAGACAUCGUGUCACUGAAGCUGUCGACUACGAGUUAAAGGCUGCUGCCCUUUUCGGAGAAACGAUGAGCCCCCAGAUCCAACUAAGAGAUGCCUUCCUUCAGGAACACAACCGGGUUGGAGAUUUUACACAAGAGAUCGCUAAAGCUGAAAACGGUGACAGCGAUGAUUGA
Messenger RNA from Pseudogymnoascus destructans, 354 nucleotides. RefSeq lists its product as uncharacterized. The record is from RefSeq and is a predicted model, not a curated record. The transcript has 2 exons. Bases 1 to 354 code for a protein of 117 amino acids. Lineage: Eukaryota; Fungi; Ascomycota; Leotiomycetes; Thelebolales; Thelebolaceae.